AUGGCUCACUCAAACGGGCCUCGAAACGGUAAACAUGCAAAGCCAUCGAAUCGGGCCGGAAAUUUGAAACGCAAGCGGGUUCAAGAGGAUCUUUCUUCGCUCGUGAAACGAGUCGAAGAUAUUGAUCUGAAGGGAAAAUUCGAAUCCUUCUCCGAUUUACCUCUAUCGGAACCGACAAUCUCUGGCCUUACCUCGUCUCAUUUCAAGACACUAACGGAUAUUCAAUCUCGUGCGAUCAGUCAUGCGCUCAAGGGCCGAGAUGUUCUGGGCGCCGCAAAGACGGGAAGCGGGAAAACCCUGGCAUUCUUGGUACCUGUUCUCGAAAACCUAUACCGGAAACAAUGGACCGAGCACGAUGGACUAGGCGCGAUGGUUAUAUCUCCUACGCGCGAACUGGCGAUUCAGAUAUUCGAGGUUCUCCGAAAGAUCGGCCGUUAUCAUACCUUUUCUGCGGGGCUGGUUAUUGGAGGGAAGAGUUUACGCGAGGAGCAGGAAAGAUUAGGGCGGAUGAAUAUUCUCGUUUGUACACCUGGUCGAAUGCUGCAGCAUUUAGACCAAACGGCUUUCUUCGAGACGCAUAACCUGCAGAUGGUGGUGCUGGAUGAGGCGGACCGGAUUAUGGAUAUGGGGUUUCAGAAAACUGUCGAUGCGAUUGUAGGACAUCUCCCGCCGCAGCGCCAGACUCUGCUUUUCAGUGCGACCCAAACAAAAAAGGUUUCUGAUCUGGCUCGCCUGAGCCUUCAGGACCCUGAGUAUGUGGCUGUCCACGAAGCUGCCUCUUCUGCGACACCGUCAAAACUUCAGCAGCACUACUUCGUUACACCGCUUGCUCAAAAACUCGACACACUCUGGAGUUUUAUCCGGAGUAACCUGAAAUCGAAAACGAUUGUGUUCCUAUCUUCAGGGAAGCAAGUCCGCUUUGUUUACGAAUCGUUCCGACACAUGCAACCCGGUAUUCCUCUACUACAUCUCCACGGCCGCCAGAAACAAGGUGGACGUCUCGACAUUACGACACGGUUCUCGCAGGCGCAGCACGCCGUCCUAUUUUCCACCGAUGUCUCCGCUCGUGGUUUGGAUUUCCCAGCUGUAGACUGGGUUAUUCAGCUGGAUUGCCCUGAAGACGCAGAUACAUAUAUCCACCGUGUUGGCCGGACCGCGCGAUACGAGCGCGAUGGUCGUGCGGUGUUAUUCUUGGAUCCUAGCGAGGAGAAGGGAAUGCUACGCCGCCUCGAGCAGAAGAAGGUUACGGUGGAGCGAAUAAACGUCAAAGCGAACAAGCAGCAGAGCAUAAAACACCAACUGCAGAAUAUGUGCUUCAAAGAUGCCGAGCUCAAGUAUCUCGGCCAGAAGGCAUUUAUCUCUUACGUCAAAUCUAUCUACGUACAGAAAGACAAGGAGAUUUUCAAUCUGAAGGAACUCAAACUUGAAGAUUUCGCUGGCAGUCUUGGUCUCCCUGGUGCGCCUCGAAUCAAGUUCAUCAAGGGAGAUGACACCAAGGAACGGAAGAACGCCGCUCGAGCUACCGCGUACCCGUCUAGCGAUGACGAAAACUCAGACGAGGAUGGCGAAAAGGAGAAAAAGCAGCCCAAGGAGAAGGAAGUCCGAACUAAGUACGACAGGAUGUUUGAGAGACGGAAUCAAGACGUGUUGGCCGAUCACUACUCGAAGCUUAUUAACGACGAUGGUACGAUAGCCGAUCCCAGCAAGGGCACGGAUGAUGCAGACGAAGAUGAGGACUUCCUCUCUGUCAAACGGCGGUUUGAUGCGGGAGACGAAGCACUUGACGGUGCAGCCAGCUCCGAGUCUGGUUCGGAUGAUGCCUCCGAAUCCGACGAGGACGAAGAAGAAGACAACGGCAACAAGAAAGACCCCAAGGUCGUCAAAAUUAGCGACAAAGAUACACUGGUUGUUGACUCUAAGCGCCGUGAAAAACUGCUCAAGUCCAAGAAGAAACUACUCAAAUUCAAGGGCAAGGGCACCAAACUUGUUUACGAUGACGAAGGAAACGCACAUGAGCUCUACGAAAUGGAAGACGAGGAUGCCUUCAAGGCUCGCGGUGAUGCCAAGGAACAGCAGACCUGGUUCUUGGCUGAGGAGGCACAGCGCACACAGGUCGCUGAUAUGGAGGAUAAGGCUGUUGCUAAGCAGAAGAAACGUGAGAAGAAAGAGAAGCGGAAGGCAAGGGAGCGGGAACUCCUGGCUGAAGAGGAGCGAGAGGAGGCCGUUGCUCAGCUGCCUCCCUAUGACCAGGACGAUGACAUGGCUGAUGGGUACUCUGAGUCCGGUGGAGAAGAAGAGGAGCCGCGCCCGAGCAAGAGGACAAAGGUCCAGGAACCAGAGCCAGUGCCCUGGUACAAGCAGGAAAAGAAGAAGAAGCCCUCCGGAGAGGGACAGAUCCAGACCUUGGAGGAUUUGGAGUCGUUGGCUACGGGCUUGUUGGGUUGA
Molecule: messenger RNA, 2445 nt
Organism: Aspergillus puulaauensis
Lineage: Eukaryota; Fungi; Ascomycota; Eurotiomycetes; Eurotiales; Aspergillaceae
Gene: dbp4
Product: RNA-dependent ATPase HCA4
Exons: 1
Coding region: 1-2445 (814 amino acids)
Biological process (GO): rRNA processing
Cellular component (GO): nucleus
Molecular function (GO): ATP binding; RNA helicase activity; nucleic acid binding
Source: RefSeq, a predicted model, not a curated record